AUGGGAAGACAACAACCGUCUAUUCGGAUAGACCAGGCAGGGACAGAGCUGAAUGCUUCUGGCGCCUAUGAUGGCAAGAUCGAUGACGAUUUCCCCCGCGACGACGCUGAAAUCCGCGAGGUUUUCGAGUGCGUCCUGGACGACUUGAAGAGUGAUGAGGAUUUCAACCAGUCGUUCUUUACACAUGUGCGAUAUCAAGAGGAGUUUUAUACUUUUUCCAAUGGCAAAAGCUUGAAUCCUGGGUUCGCCUUUGAUGCCACAUCAAAAGAGCGCAACAUUGUUCAUCAUUUCAUCGAGCGUUUCUCUGCAUCACCACAAAAACCGGAGACUGUGGAGCGGGUAAAGACUUUCAUCGGAAUGUCUCUGAGCUUUCAGCCUGGCUUGAUUGGUGACGGCCUGGACAAUGGUAGCAGCCCACUGAAUAAAGCAGCCUCAGAAGAGGGAUGCUUAGGGAUUAUUGAAGCGAUUUGCCAACACUGUAUGGAGAAAUCAAGACCCCAACGGUUCAAUGAGAUCCAGGAGGAUACUGCGUUUAACAGUGCUAGCUUUACAGCCGAUACUCUCCUGGAGGAAGGAGGUCAUGACAAGACCUCCCGAGUGGCUUGGUCUGAGCUUGUCCGGACCAACCAGGACACGUUUCUUCACUCUGCCAUCAAAAAGAAGAAAAAUAGAAAUGCCCACUAUUUUCUUGACUACCUCGAGCAGAAUGGCGUGGCGAAACUGUACCUGGAACAUUAUGGUCGCGAUGGCCUCACACCCCUUCAUCUAGCUGUCGACUUUACACAUUGCUACGAUGAUCAGGUCAAACUUGUCGAAAGGCUCAUUAAUUUAUGCCCAGAAGCACUCAAAAUCAGAUCUGCCUCCUAUCGUCAGCCCCAGCCUGCAUGGAAUGGGGGCAAAAAUCCACAAUUCGGAUCCAAUAUCACUUCCUGGGACCGCACUCCCCCAACUGAUUUGAAAGAUAAUUUGUCACCAUUCCGGUACUUCUUGGAUACGAGAGAGCGGCAAGAGAACAGCGCAGAUAUUCUAGCCCGAAGCUAUCGACGAACAGCAAGACCUAAAUCGGGGGGAACUUUUGAGCACGGACAAGCAAUGGAAGAACUUCUGAGGCUGAGUUGUAUGCGGUAUUAUGGCAAUGAUCGGCCAACCAUCACGGCUCUUUUACCUCUUUCACUUGGCCAAAUUCAUUUCGACCUCAGCCCGCGAACCGAAGUAUCAGGAGAGUUUCUGAACCACAUCUCUAGGUCAAGUGUCAUGAGGUUUGAACCUUAUCUUCAGUAUGUACACAUCCCUGACCUUCGGGUGGUGAACGUGAGGAUGGAGAAACUGGAGUCAGAACCUUGGUGGAAGUCGCGUAGCCGAAAAGACUAUGUCUACCUUUUCGAGUGGUUAAAGACAUCAAUGAAAGUCCAGAAGAUCUUGGAGGUUGUAGUCGAUGAUCAUCCAAACGACUUCCACAGCGAUGAGAUUAUUGAAUAUUGCCUCAAACGGUUCGACGUAGAGGCUCUGAACUGGGCGAAAAUGGACAUGUGUAGCGACACCAUUUACGAAGCAGCCAAGAAUGUUCGGGAUCUAAUCCUAUAUUGGAGUGGCAACAGAGCAAUUUUGAAGAGCUGGGCUGCACCUGAUGGACUGGCACAACUCAGAGAGUUUAUCGAAUCCCACGACAGAACAGACAAGAUGAAAAAGGACUUCGAACAAACUUUUGACCUAUCCUGGAAAAUGUGGAGAGAUCAGGAUAACUACUCUAGAAAUCGGCCGAAAAUCGAUUGGCAGCCAUCUUACUCUCAAUCACAUGUGUCGAAGCGGCUUUCAGAAUCGGAGAGAGAAGAGAAAGGGCGCAAAGAGAAAUGGCUCAAGUGCAUGGAGAAUUUCUCCCGCAUCCUCAGGAAUGCGCUGAAUAAUCGCUUGGCUAACAAUAACAAGUUGACGUCUGAGGAGACAAUCAAGGUAGCCAUCAUUGAUGAUGGUUUAGACAUUGAAAAGGACGAUAUCUGGAGAAAUGUAGCUCUCGGAGAGACAUUCUACGACAACAAGGGGCAUUGGCCCGGGUUCUACCAGAGUGCAUAUGGUCACGGCACUCUAAUGGCAAAUGAGAUACGCCAGAUCUGCCCCCGAGUUGAGUUGUACAUUGCCAAAUUGAAUGAGGUUUGGAGCGAUGGAAAACCUCAGAUAACUGCCAAGUCUGCAGCUCAGGCUAUCGACUGGGCUCGAAAGAACAAAGUUGACAUUAUUUCCAUGAGCUGGUCUAUCGAGUCCCCAGACGAGGUAGACUUGCUGAAGAAUGCCGUGGAGAGCGCUAUAAAGGACAACAUUCUUCUGUUCUGCGCCUCGGAUGACCAGGGAAACACUGGUGGCAAAGCCGUAUACCCCGCUCAGGCCGCUUCCGAGAACAUAUUCAGAAUUGGAUCUGCGACGGUCCUAGGCCUUCCGGAUGAGGCUGUACAAAGCUCAGUUGACUUCAUAGCCCCUGGCUCUGAAUUCGUGAAAAGGGCCGCACAUCAAGAAGACAAGGGAUUUGCAGACCCGCGGUCCGGCUCGUCUAUAGCUACGGCUCGGUGUGCAGGUCUUGCGGCAGUGAUCCUUCAAUGCAUUAUGUUGAGCCAGAAGAAAUGGAACAAGAGCCAAGUACGCACGCACAAAAAUAUGGCGGCGAUGUUGGAGCAGCUCGUUGAUGAUAAGGACACUCACAAGUAUCUCAAAGUGUGGAAAGUCUUUGAUAAGGCUGUGGAUAGAGCCGAAUUCGGUCCAGAUUUCGAAUGGGAAGUGAUAUGCGACGUUGCGAGCAUCUUUCAGGGAAGAGCGGAUUGGCUACCACAGUCCAAUGCGCAAGUCAACAACAGAGAUGGUGCUCGGAGGUAG
Molecule: messenger RNA, 2862 nt
Organism: Pestalotiopsis fici W106-1
Lineage: Eukaryota; Fungi; Ascomycota; Sordariomycetes; Amphisphaeriales; Sporocadaceae
Exons: 5
Coding region: 1-2862 (953 amino acids)
Biological process (GO): proteolysis
Molecular function (GO): protein binding; serine-type endopeptidase activity
Source: RefSeq, a predicted model, not a curated record